This is a messenger RNA of Thlaspi arvense, 1537 nucleotides long. The record is from the annotation of a GenBank genome assembly. NCBI's taxonomy places the organism in Eukaryota, Viridiplantae, Streptophyta, Magnoliopsida, Brassicales, Brassicaceae.
CGCCUAUAUCCAAAACUUCAGAGAAUCCUCUAAUUCUUGAUUUUUGUUUUUGAUUCGCCGUACGAUCUUUCUCCAAAAUCCAUCUUCUUCACGGGAAUUUUGAAUUCUUGUAGCGAAAAAUCGACGAACGAAUCCCUAAUUUCCAGUCAGAAAUCGAACUUGAGGUGGUCUUACUUGAAUACGUUGCUAAUGGAUGAUUCCGACUUAUUUUCGUUGAUUUUGCCUCGCUCCCCGCUAAUACUGUCAAAACCCUAGACGAGUCGUCUUCAUCACCAAUCGCGUCGAUGGGAGCCGAUGCUGUUCAGUCAUUGGCUAUUUCGUCGCCAAAUCGAGAUCAUGAUGAUCCUCUGUCGACAGAAUCCUCAAUUGGGUCUCGAAAUUUAGAUGGGUCUCUCUCUGCACCAUAUUUGAUGAGAACGCAAUGGUGAUACUUAUCCAUGGUGACAGAGUCUCAGAUUCCGCUUUUAAUUGACUCUGCGAGCAAUUACCCGUGGUCGCAAUCUCUAGACGAAAUCAACAAUUCAAUCUUUGACUUCUGAGAAUCGCCAACAAUGGACGCCCAAUGCUUCGUCUGGAUAUGAUACUGAUGACGAAUUAACAAUUGAUUUUUUGAUCCAGCCCUUGUUGAGAUUGAAGCAAGAACCUCCGAAGAUCGUUGAGCCCAGGUGCUGGACUUUUGAAUCUAGGCAACAGUUGUUUCGUGUUGCAGUAUCUCACUCACAAUGCGGCGCUUAUCAUACAAACCUCAAGAUCUUUGUAACUGUGACAAUGAAGAGUUCUGUGUUAUAAAGGCUAUUCGAAGUCACAUCGAGCCUGCUUUGACUACUUCAACAUCUCCUUAUUAUUUCUUUCACAAUCUCAAUUGUGCUAACCUUGUUCAGCAUAUCUUUGGUGGUCGUCUCGUGAGUGGGCUUCGUUUCUGCAACUGCAACUCUGUUUCUGAGACAUUUGAGAACUCUCUUGCUUUGAGUUUGGAGAUUGGAGAUGUGGAAGAUCUUUGGAGCGCACUAUAUUCUUUUACCCUUGUAGAAAAGCUUGAAGACGACUGUCCGACUUUGCAAAUUCAACUCAAGCAAUUGGAUAACACAAAGAGCCAAGAUGAAGAAGAUCCUUGCAAGCAGACAUUGCCGAUAAGCGACGUUGCAGAUUUUAAGGAAACAGAAACUUCAGCUGCCCUUGUAGCUGAGAUUGUUAGAAGAGAAGGCCCUAAUCUUUGGCAAGAGAUAUUCGCUUUAUUAACCUCCUUGUCUGCACAGGGCCCCUUGCAAGCUGAAUUGGUCUUAAUGACGCUGAGAUGGCCUCCUGAAGAUAUUACAGUAGAUUUCAUGAAGAAACCUCACGAUAGAGAGUUGGGCCAGCCCAAUGCGAUGUGUGAUCAUUGCAUGGUUCACUGUAGCUUGCAUUGGAGAUGAAGAAUCAUCAAUAUGAUGCAAUGAAACUCAGGAAACAAGGUUGAAAAAUUCUAUCCAAUGAAAUUUAGGAAGUAAAAGUUGCUGAGAGAAGAAAACUCAAGAAAAAAUAUAUGUUUUCAAUUCUC